Cantharellus anzutake is the source of this 774-nucleotide messenger RNA. RefSeq lists its product as uncharacterized. The coding region runs from base 43 to 567 and encodes 174 amino acids. NCBI's taxonomy places the organism in Eukaryota, Fungi, Basidiomycota, Agaricomycetes, Cantharellales, Hydnaceae. The record is from RefSeq and is a predicted model, not a curated record. The transcript has a single exon.
AUCUCACGCAACUCAGUGCACCAGAAGCAUCGGUUGGAAGAAAUGUCCGUCCCAAUGGUCAUCCCUCCGCAUCACGCCCAUCCUCGUCGCCAACGCUCCCCAUCCCCGACCUUCAGCUUCUCCUCUCUUUCCUCCUCCCCUUCUAUCAUCGACACCGCCAUCCACCAAAGUCCCUUCCUCUCCGAACCACAACCACCUAAAACCUGUCCUUUGUGUGAUGAAUCCAUCUACGGUCCCACGUCACCCUCUUCCUCGUACUCCGCUCAAGAUGCCCUCGAAGAACACGUAGAUCUCUGUCGUAUGAGACGUUUACGAUCGCGCUCUCGAGAUUCAGAUGAGGGAGAGUUUGUCCCAGCUGCUAUCUUCACGAUCUCAGGGACAGGAGAUGCGGCUGAAUUUGGGGGCUUCGGUGCACCUUCGUCAUUACUAGAAAGAGGGGAUGAUGAUGUUGAGGGGGAGGAAGGCCCUCUUCGUCGAAUGAUGCCAAGAUUAUUUAACGCGAGAAGGAAGCUACUGUUGGGUCGUGCUGGUUUACGGCGAAGGCAUCCGAAGGAUGUCAAACGAUAAGGUGUUUGAAUGGUAUGCGAUUUAGCUCUGGCAGCACACAACGAGCACAACUUGUCCCGCAAAGCACUUGUGCCUGGCGUUCACUAUGAUCGUGAUGAUUUAUGGCAUUAUGCAGUUGACUGGUUUGAUUGAAUUUCGUCCUUGGACGCAUGCGAUGAAGUACAUACAUAUUGCAAUAAUGAAAAGUCAUGCCCAGCAAAGCGAUAG